AUGGCAAAUACUGCAGAAUAUUCAUCAAAAACAACUCGUGAUGGUUUUCUUAGUUAUUCCGAUGGUUCUAUCGAAAAUGGUUUAACAACAUUAACUGCUGUUGAAAUACAAAAAUUAGAUAAUACGAAAGAAUAUGAUGUAAUUAUUAUUGGUGCUGGAUUUGCUGGUCUUAUUGCUGCACGUGAACUUGGUCUUCGUGGACGAAAAGUAUUACUUAUUGAAGCAAAAGAUAGAAUUGGUGGUCGAACAUUUACAGCUCAAACUAAUGAUCAUAAUUUUGAAAUUGGUGGUACAUGGAUUCAUUGGAGUCAACCACAUGUUUGGAGUGAAAUUACACGUUAUGGACUUUCAUUAAAGGAAUCAAAAGGUGUAGCAGCUGAUCGUAUGAGUAUAUUGCUUGAAAAUGGUACUAAAUUAAAAGAAAUCUCAAUGCUUGAUAGUUUAGUAGCAUUAGCUAAUGCAAUGGAAAAAUAUAGUGAUGUGGAUGAUGUUCAAGGACGUACAGUUAUACCUUUUCCACAUACGCCUUUUGUUGCAAAUGAACUUGUACAAAAAUAUGAUCAAUUAUCUAUGCAGGAUCGAUUUGAUCAAAUAAUCGAUUCACUUAAUAUUACUGAUGAAAUAAAAGAUAUGUUAUUAGCAUUAUUAUCAAUGAAUAUGCAAGGUGAUAUUGCAGAAGGUGGAUUUAUUGAUCAUCUACGUUGGUGGGCACUUGGUGAUUAUAAUAUGAUUCGAAUGUUUGAUAAACUUAGUCGAUAUAAAAUCAAAGAAGGAACAAGUACAUUAGCUCAAGCGAUAUUGAAUGAUUGUAAAAAUGUAACGUUAUUAUUAUCAACAUCUGUCUUAUCUGUUGAUCAUACGAAUACAAAUAGUAGUAUUAUUCGUAUACAAACAGGUGAUUUAUUAUUAGCUCGAUCAGUACUCGUAACUGUUCCAUUGAAUGCAUUACAAAAUUUAAAAUUUUUUCCACCACUUGGAAUAAAAAAACAAGAAAGUAUAGCGAAUGGACAAUGUCCAGGUGGUAGAAAAUUUUGGGUUAAAUUAGAAAAACCUAUUGGUCCUUGGUUUGGUAUGGCACCAUAUCCAAAUCCAAUUACAAUGGCUUAUACUGAUGAUGAAGAAGGAUAUAUUAUUGUUGGUUUUGGACCAGAUGAAUUACUUGAUAUUCAAAAUAUUAAUAUUGUAGAAAAAGAAUUAAAUAAAUUUCUUCCUAAUGUUAAAGUUACAUAUGUUCUUGGUCAUGAUUGGCGAAAUGAUCCAUUUAUAUUAAGUACAUGGUCAUGGUAUAAACCAGGACAAAUGUGUUCAAGUCUGAAAGCACUUCAAAUAGCAGAACCACCCAUAUUUUUUGCAAGUGGUGAUAUAGCUGAUGGGUGGCGAGGUUUUAUUGAUGGUGCAAUAGAAAGUGGUCUUACAAAUGCUCGAUAUAUUCAACAAUAUCUUAAUAAACGUUUUCCAUCUCAUUAA
Adineta steineri is the source of this 1467-nucleotide messenger RNA. Lineage: Eukaryota; Metazoa; Rotifera; Eurotatoria; Adinetida; Adinetidae. The record is from the annotation of a GenBank genome assembly.